AUGGUAUACUUGCGUGAGAAUCUGUAUCUCGGAGAUAUCAUUGCAGCCAAUGAAGUGCUUCUUGGUCGCAGCAAACAAAAAAUCACCCAUAUUUUAUCAGUUUUGACGGAAUUGAACCCUGUUCCCUCCAAAGAGAUCCGUACAGUCUACAAGGAUGGGUGGCCGUGUUCGGGUAAAAAGAUUCAUUAUGUGUUGGAAAAUGCAGGUCAUGAUCUGAAGGUAUUGAGGAUGGUUGUGCCUCUGAAGGACAGCAAGAGACAGAAUUUGCUCGAUAAUUUGGACGUUUGUUUGGAUUUUAUUGACCGGGGUAGGAAAAAUGGGUCGGUUUUGGUGCAUUGUUUAGCAGGUAUAUCGAGAAGUGCAUCCGUUAUCACUGCCUACUUGAUGAGAACAGAACGGCUUUCUGUGAAAGAUGCACUCGCGUCGUUACGCCAAAGCAAGCCAUCUGUAAACCCUAAUAGAGGUUUUUUACGGCAGUUGGCUAUGUUUGAAGAGAUGGGGUUCAAGGUUGAUCAUUCAAGCCCUGUUUACAAAAAUUUUCGUUGGAAGGUUUUAGGCCCACGAGGAGUCUUGAGUUCGUGGCUUUUGGACGUAUGGCGCAAAUUUUCUAGGCAAAUACUGAACCGGAUCAGCUGGACUCGUGAUGGAAGUUCCCAUCGGAUGCAUGCAUAG
Messenger RNA from Erigeron canadensis, 672 nucleotides. RefSeq names its product dual specificity protein phosphatase 1-like. NCBI's taxonomy places the organism in Eukaryota, Viridiplantae, Streptophyta, Magnoliopsida, Asterales, Asteraceae. The record is from RefSeq and is a predicted model, not a curated record. Gene Ontology annotation, biological process: protein dephosphorylation. Bases 1 to 672 code for a protein of 223 amino acids. Gene Ontology annotation, molecular function: protein tyrosine/serine/threonine phosphatase activity. The transcript has a single exon.